UUUGUUUUGUAAGAGCUCCGAUGGAGUUGAGAUCGGGGCGCCGCCUCCGUUCCUCCGAGCAGCAGCCACCUCCAGGAGUGGACCGCAUCAGCGCCCUCCCCGACGACCUGCUCCUCCUUGUCCUCGCCCGCCUCCCCUGCGCCAGCGCCGCCGCGCGCACCGGCGUCCUCUCUAGCCGGUGGCGCGACCUCUGGGCCCGCCCCUACCAGAUCGUCUUCCGUGAUGUCCCCUUCCGAUCGCUCGAAGCAGCGCUCGGCAGCGUCGACUCUCCCGCGGUCUCGAUCCUGGAAAUCCACGUCCCCUACGAGUGCGUGCCCAACCCUUUCCCCGACACCGCCGGCGUCGACUCACUGCUGCGCGCCGCCGCGCGGCUCGAGCCGGCGGAGUUCGUCUUCGCCCUCCCCGGGCACUUAUCCAGCCCUUGCGUCGACGUCGACCUGUCUUGCUUCCACCGCACCACCUCCAUCGAGCUGGACUCAUGUCUCCUCUUCCUCCGUGUGCCAACCGGCGUCGACUUCCCCGCGCUCGAGAUGCUGUCCCUGUCGGGGAGGAUCCCGGAUCUCGACCCCUUGCUUUCAUGCUGCCCGCGCUUGCGCACACUCCAGCUCAGAAGCAUAGUGCACGACACGAGCGACCUGAGCGUCACCUCGGCGUCGCUGCACGAGCUCGUCGUGGACCGCUCGAGCAAGCGGACAAGCCGUGUCAACAUCGUCGCCCCCAUGCUUAAGCAAUUGACCAUGUCCUUUAUCGCCUAGGAUGUCAUUAUUUCCGUCUGGGCACCGAUGGUGGAGAAGGUCCGGUGGAAUUGCUGGUACGCCACCUAUGACAGGGCGUCUAUUGUGUUUGGUCUUUGGCGACUAGAGCAGGUGGCAUUACAGAUGGCAGCGAGACAAGGACAGCUCCCUUCCUUGGAGAUUUGUGCCCACGCCAGCUCACAUGUUUUCAGCAGUAAAGAGGAGGACACCUUUGCAGAAGAGAUAGAGAAGCAUAUGAUUGCUGAGUUUUCUGUUUUGGAGUUAUAUCUCAUAACAAAUGGGCAUGUUUUCGGAUCACUCAUGUUUCAUCUCCUACAGAUGUUCGGAGUUUGUGGUUAUGUGCGGAAGCUUAAGGUCAUCCUAGAGGGAUCAAUGGUGAAAGAAGAAUGCCCAUUUCAUUGUCGGUGUGAGCCUUCGAACUGGAGAUCCCAAACAAUCUCCUUGUCUGCUCUCGAGGAAGUGGAGAUCAACGGGGUUGAAGGAUAUGAUCAUGAGAUUGAUCUCUUGAAACUGAUAUUCAAAUGUGCGCCGGUGCUUAAAAAAAUGACGGUGAAGCUGUCACAGGAGGUAUCAGCAAGUAACGAUGGAUGCGCAAAGAUAUAUAACAUCUUUGAGUCAUAUUCCUCCGUCCAAUGCAAUGUGGAUCAUAACUAUGGUGAGUAUAUGUUUGGCAUGUAUUAUUAGCAUGCUCUCAGAUGAAACUUAAAUCCAAUUGUUAGUUCAUGUGGAAGAUUUGUCGAAAAUGUGGCGUUGACAUGCCCACUAUAGAGUUUACUUGUGCAUGCGUCCCAUUUAUUAGCUAAUUAAGCAUGUUAUAUUUCUGAAUUUGAGUGCUCCACCUUCGUAUUUUUAUGGAAAUAGGAACCGAAUGGUGGAGCGAAUAAUAACUCGAUAUUUUACGUAGGCUUCCUUACCUAAAUUGCUCUUUUGCAUAAUCUUCUCUAUUGAGAUCAUUCCCUUUUGUUUUGCAUCUGUAUUCGAGUUUCUAGGUUAGCUAGCUGAAGUUGUCUCGUCUUAAUUUAUUUGCCUUGGGGUUCGGCACAAAUUAUAUGUUCCAGUUAAACUUUAAGGCAUGCACUUUGUUAUUUCUUUCUGUUGUCAGCAUGUAUCUGUUUUAUUUGCCAAAUGAGAACAAUUUGUUUUGCAUCUAUUCAGUAGCAGAAAGAUAAUUUCUAGACUACCUGAAGUUAGUUGUCGCAUUUAGUCCAUCGGGUUUCUUUCUACUCUCAGCAUAUUGCUUGGGAAAUUGCACAAAUACAUACGUUUUGAGGCUGAGGUAAAACAAAACCAUAGCUCUUGGAUUUGAACAAAAAACCACAAAUCUACGACUUAGCAGUAACAAAAACCCCAAAUCUACCAAUUGAACACAAAUCUAACAACUGGACCCCACUAGUCAUCGACACUGUAGUGGAUAGCUUAUUUUUAGCGUGAGCUCACACGGGAGCUAUGCUUGAGCUGAGCCGGCCAGUUUGGAGCCAGAACCAUCAUCUAAAUGGACCUCCAUAUAUGUUCUUAUCUUACGAAAACUGUACAAACCUUAAA
Molecule: messenger RNA, 2297 nt
Organism: Triticum aestivum (bread wheat)
Lineage: Eukaryota; Viridiplantae; Streptophyta; Magnoliopsida; Poales; Poaceae
Product: putative FBD-associated F-box protein At5g50270
Exons: 3
Coding region: 21-755 (244 amino acids)
Molecular function (GO): protein binding
Source: RefSeq, a predicted model, not a curated record